This is a messenger RNA of Cucumis melo (muskmelon), 969 nucleotides long. RefSeq names its product ethylene-responsive transcription factor ERN1-like. The record is from RefSeq and is a predicted model, not a curated record. Gene Ontology annotation, molecular function: DNA-binding transcription factor activity; DNA binding. The coding region runs from base 117 to 845 and encodes 242 amino acids. The transcript has a single exon. Gene Ontology annotation, biological process: regulation of DNA-templated transcription. Lineage: Eukaryota; Viridiplantae; Streptophyta; Magnoliopsida; Cucurbitales; Cucurbitaceae.
AAUAAUAAUAGCAAUAAUAAAAUCAAAAUCAUUUUUCAUUUCAUAUAAAUAAAUCCCCAUCUUCCAACCAAACAAAACCAUUCUUCUUCUUCUUCUUCUUCCCAAUUAUUCCCGCCAUGGAAAUUGACUUCCAAUCGUCGGAGAUCCACGGCGGAGCCACCGCAUCAUCCAUAAUAAAAUCAACCAAAUUCAAAGGCAGAAACAGAAGUAACAACAAUGGCAACAAGUUCGUCGGGGUCCGGCAACGGCCGUCCGGCAGAUGGGUAGCGGAAAUCAAAGACACAACGAAGAAAAUCCGAAUGUGGCUCGGAACUUUCGAGACGGCCGAAGAAGCCGCCCGUGCUUACGAUGAAGCCGCUUGUCUUCUUCGAGGUUCGAACACAAGAACCAAUUUCAUUCCUCAAAUCUCAACAAAUUCCCCAAUCGCAUCUCGAAUUCGUUCUCUCUUAAACACCAAAAAAACUGUAAAUCGAAAACCUUUGGAAACACCCACCACCUCCGUCGCGGCCUCAGCCGGUUCCGCCGUCGUGGGUCCGUCAAUUAAGGACGAUGGAUUGUUCGAGGGAGCGUAUAAACCGGAUAUGACUAAUUGUUUGGAAGAAAGAGAGGUGAGUUCUUGUGAUUCGUGUUGCUCUGAAUCUUGUGAACUGGGGGUUUCGUUGGCGGAGAAUGGGACGGUUAGUUCAGAGGAAUUGGAGUUGUGUGCUUUUGAGAGAAUGAAAGUUGAGAGACAAAUCUCAGCUUCUUUGUAUGCUAUAAAUGGAGUUCAAGAGUAUAUGGAGGCUGUUCAUGAAGCUAAUGAACCAAUUUGGGAUCUUCCACCACUCUGUUCUUUGUUCUGUUGACUAUGUUGAUGACGAUGAAGAAAGGGUUUUCUGUUUCUUUUUCUUUCCCUCUUUUUUGGUUUAAAUUUUGUAUACAAAUUUGUAUGUCGAUCAUCAUCAUAAAAGGUAAAUUUUUUUAGUUUUA